CUACAAUAUAGAAUCAUCUCAGUUAAUAUCUUCCACUGAACAGAAUUUUUCUAAUUGACCCAUUAUGGAUAUGGACAGAGACAAGAUGGCAGAGAGGAUAUUAAAUCUCACCCUAGAGAUACUCUUCCAACUUACUGGAGAGGAUUACACGGUGGUGAAGAAGACCUCUAGUGAGCGCUGUCAGUCCUCUGUAUCUGAAGGAUGGGGAAGAACCCUGAGCCCUAUCAUGGGGCCUUCACCUAACUCCCUGAUACAUGAGGAGAUCAAUGAACAGAAGAUCCUAGAACUCACCCAAAAGAUGGUUGAGCUGCUGACUGGAGAGGUUGCUAUAAGGUGUCAGGAUGUCACUGUCUAUUUCUCCAUGGAGGAGUGGGAGUAUGUAGAAGGACACAAGGAUCUGUACAAAGAUGUCCUGAUGGAGAACCACCAGCCCCUCACAUCACCAGGAAUAUCCAGUAAGAGAAGAACACCAGAGAGAUGUCCCAGUCCUCAUCCUCCACAGGAUCAUCAGCUUUUGAAUGUGGAUAAAGAUCUGAGUAAUAUUAAUUCUACAUAUACAUAUGUGAGCGGUGAUGCCCAGUGUAAGGAAGAAAUUUCUACAGAGACAUAUUUGAGGGGUGAUGACCAGUGUAUGGAAGAAAUUAUUACAGAGACAUAUGUGAGCGGUGAUGCCCAGUGUAAGGAAGAAAUUUCUACAGAGUCAUAUUUGAGGGGUGAUGACCAGUGUAUGGAAGAAAUUCUUACAGAGACAUAUGUGAGCGGUGAUGCCCAGUGUAAGGAAGAAAUUUCUACAGAGACAUAUGUGAGGGGUGAUGCCCAGUGUAAGGAAGAAAUUUCUACAGAGACAUAUGUGAGGGGUGAUGCCCAGUGUAAGGAAGAAAUUUCUACAGAGACAAAUAUGUGGGGUGAUGACCAGUGUAUGGAAGAAAUUCUUACAGAAACAUAUGUGAGCGGUGAUGCCCAGUGUAAGGAAGAAAGUUCUACAGAGACAUAUAUGAGGGGUGAUGACCAGUGUAAGCAAGACAUUUCUACAGAUAACCACCGAGAUGACUGUAUCGGGAGCUUAGAGGGACAUCUGAUCUCUUUAGCUUUUAAAGCAAAUGGACAUGGUCUUGCACAAGACACAUAUGAAGAGCAUGCCACUAUCUUGGAUAUAUCAAAAGCUCUUCACAGCCAAAAUUGCUUGUUUGAUCCAUGUAAACAUCUUCCAUCUUCUGGUUCAUCACAAACUGUAAAGCAGAAUCAAAGUCACAGAAGGGGUAUUAAAGAUCAAAGAAUGCACACAAGGAAGAAGACAAUUUCAUGCUUAGAAUGUGGGAAAUGUUUUACUUGGAAAUCACAACUUGUUGAACAUCAAAGAACUCACACAGGAGAGAAGCCAUUUUCAUGUUCAGAAUGUGGGAAAUGUUUCACACACACAACAACACUUGUUGGACAUCAAAGAAUUCACACGGGAGAGAAGCCAUUUUCAUGCCAAGAAUGUGGGAAACGCUUCAUAAGAAAAUCACAUCUUGUUGAACAUCGGAGAACUCACACAGGUGAGACGCCGUUUUCAUGUGAAGAAUGUGGGAAAUGUUUUACACACAAAAGAACACUUGUUGUACAUCGAAGAAUUCACACAGGGGUGAAGCCAUUUUCAUGUUCAGAAUGUGGAAAAUGCUUUGCACAGAAAGCAACACUUGUUGUACAUCGAAGAACUCACACGGGAGAUAAGCCAUUUUCAUGUCCAGAAUGUGAGAAAUGCUUCAUAAGAAAAUCACAUCUUGUUGAACAUCAGAGAAUUCACACAGGGGUGAAGCCAUUUUCAUGUUCAGAAUGUGGAAAAUGUUUUGCACAGAAAGCAACACUUGUUGUACACCGAAGAACUCACACAGGAGAUAAGCCAUUUUCAUGUCCAGAAUGUGAUAAAUGUUUUACUUGGAAACAACAACUUGAUAGACAUCAACAAACUCACAAUAGAGAAAAGCCAAUUUCAUGUUAAGAAUGUGGGAAAUGUUUCUUAAGAAAAGCAAAUCUUGUUGAACAUCUGAAAAUUCACUAAGUGAAGACACCAUUUUAUGUCCAGAAUGUGGGAAAUAUUUAAGUCUUGAAUCACAAAUUGUCGAACAUCAAUGAACUCACACAGGAGAGAAGCCAUUUUGAUAC
This is a messenger RNA of Bufo gargarizans (Asiatic toad), 2145 nucleotides long. Its product is annotated as zinc finger protein 134-like. Gene Ontology annotation, biological process: regulation of transcription by RNA polymerase II. Gene Ontology annotation, molecular function: DNA-binding transcription factor activity, RNA polymerase II-specific; RNA polymerase II cis-regulatory region sequence-specific DNA binding. Lineage: Eukaryota; Metazoa; Chordata; Amphibia; Anura; Bufonidae. The record is from RefSeq and is a predicted model, not a curated record. Bases 65 to 1981 code for a protein of 638 amino acids. The transcript is spliced from 6 exons.